This is a messenger RNA of Penaeus vannamei (Pacific white shrimp), 213 nucleotides long. Lineage: Eukaryota; Metazoa; Arthropoda; Malacostraca; Decapoda; Penaeidae. The record is from RefSeq and is a predicted model, not a curated record.
AGGAGGGAGGAGGAGAGGGAGGGAGGAGGGAGGGAGGGAGAGAGGGAGAGAGGAGAGAGAGAGAGAGAGAGAGAGAGAGAGAGAGAGAGAGAGAGAGAGAGAGAGAGAGAAGAUAAGAGAGAGAGAGAGAGAGAGAGAGAGAGAGAGAGAGAGAGAGAGAGAGAGAGAGAGAGAGAGAGAGAGAGAGAGAGAGAGAGAGAGAGAGAGAGAGAG